Molecule: messenger RNA, 4818 nt
Organism: Platichthys flesus (European flounder)
Lineage: Eukaryota; Metazoa; Chordata; Actinopteri; Pleuronectiformes; Pleuronectidae
Product: extracellular calcium-sensing receptor-like
Exons: 13
Coding region: 1-4818 (1605 amino acids)
Biological process (GO): G protein-coupled receptor signaling pathway
Cellular component (GO): membrane
Molecular function (GO): G protein-coupled receptor activity
Source: RefSeq, a predicted model, not a curated record
AUGAUAUUUGCAAUUGAAGAAAUUAACAAAGAACCUGCUCUCCUACCAAACAUCACUCUUGGCUACAGAAUCCUUAACUCUUGUGAAUCUCCCACAAACACUUUACGUGCUGCUCUAACACUGGCCAGCGGAGCUGAGGAGAUGGACUCAACCUCUGCUUGUCCUCCGGCUGUAUCUGCUCUCAUAGCAGAGUCAGGAUCGUCUCAGUCCUUAGCUGUGGCUGGAACUCUCGGACCAUUUCAAGUGCCAAUAGUGAGUUACUUCUCGACAUGUGCCUGCCUGAGUGAUAGAACUAAAUACCCUACGUUUUUCCGGACGAUCCCCAGCGACUACUUCCAGGCCAAAGCCUUGGCAGCUCUGGUCAAACGUUUUGGCUGGCAGUGGAUUGGCGCCAUACAGUCAGACAAUGCCUAUGGCCGGAAUGGGAUCCUUGCUUUCACUGAGGAGGUUAGGAAGCUGGGGGUUUGUGUUGCAUUUGUCGGGACAAUUCUACGCACGUACACUAUGGAUAAGAUUCUGGAUGUUGUGGAAAUGAUCAAGCGGUCAACAGUCAAAGUCAUUCUGGCUUUUGUUACUGAGGGGGACUUUUAUCCCUUGAUGAAAGAGGUAGUGAAACAGAAUAUCACUGGAAUUCAGUGGAUCGCUAGUGAGGCCUGGAUAACGGCAGCGCGUAUAUCCACGCCUGAAAUCUUCCAAGCUUUCGUUGGAGCCCUGGGAUUUGUGGUGCACAAGAUGGCCAUCCCUGAUCUCAAACCGUUUCUCACAGGCAUCAGCCCUCACGCAGACCCAAGUGCCGCCUUUGUGAGGAAUUUCUGGGAGGUUAUGGUGGGCUGUCGACCCGUUUCACCCGGUGAACACACAGGAUCCGAGGAAACAAAUGAAAAAUGCACAGGCAAUGAGACAUUAUUAUAUUCCCAGCAUGUGUUCUUUAAUGUUACUCAGCUCAGAGUGUCCUAUAAUGUGUAUAAAGCAGUCUAUGCCAUUGCACAUGCCCUGCAUGAGCUGUUGUUCUGCCAACCAGCUGGUAAACCAGGAGGAAAACCAGUGAUGCCGUGUUUGAAUGUGUCAGAAAUUCAGCCCAAACAGGUCACUGAUCACCUGCAGAGAGUCCAUUUCAGAAAUCAGUUCGGGGACGAUGUGUUCUUCGAUGACAACGGAGACCCUCCGGCUUCUUAUGAAUUAAUCAACUGGCAGCUGAGAGACGGGCACGUGCAACAUGUGACAGUGGGUCAUUUUGUAUCUGCUGCCAAGGGUGAUUAUAAGCUCAGCGUCCAGGAGGAAGAGAUAGUGUGGCUGCACUUUUCCCCUCAGGUUCCCACAUCAGUGUGCUCUAAUAUCUGUCCAGUGGGAACGAGGAGAGCUCAAAUUAAAGGAAAACCAUCCUGCUGCUUUGAUUGUCUCCCCUGUGCCGAUGGAACUAUAGCCAACUCAACAGGUGCGGUAGACUGCACUCAGUGUCCACAGGACUUCUGGUCCAGCGACGGGAAAGACAUAUGCAUUCCCAAAACAGUUGAAUUCCUGACGUAUCAGGAGCCGUUGGGAAUAGCUAUCACAGUCGUAUCGCUGCUGGGAGCCUCCCUGUCUCUGGCCACCAUGGUGGUUUUCAUCCAUUACAGAGAAACCCCGGUGAUAAAGGCCAGCAACGCUGAGCUGAGCUGCUUGCUGCUGUUUUCUCUUUUCUUGUGUUUCCUCUGUCCCCUCACUUUCAUCGGCCGGCCCACAGUCUGGACAUGCAUGCUCCGCCACACAGCUUUCGGCGUGACGUUUGCGCUCUGCAUUUCCUGCGUCUUAGGAAAAACAAUUGUCGUAGUCACGGCUUUCAAAGCAACGUUUCCUGGCAACAAAGUAGCGGGAAAGUUCGGUCCUGCGCAGCAAAGAAUCAUAGUCUGCUCCUGCACUUUGAUUCAGAUUUUGAUUUGUAUUCUGUGGCUUAAACUAAAUCCCCCUUUCCCAGACAUGGUUUUCAGAUACAGCAAUAAGAAGAUUGUUUUGGAGUGUAACACAGGCUCUGAAGCUGCUUUCUACGCAGUGCUGGGCUAUAUUGGGUUCCUCGCUAUAAUUUGUUUGGUCCUGGCAUUUCUAGCCAGAAAGUUACCCAACAACUUCAAUGAAGCCAAAUUCAUCACCUUCAGCAUGUUGAUAUUUUGUGCGGUCUGGAUCACCUUCAUCCCAGCAUAUGUCAGCUCCCCUGGGAAGUUCACUGUAGCUGUGGAAACUUUUGCAAUUUUGUCUUCAGCAUUUGGAUUAUUAAUUUGUAUCUUUGCACUGAAAUGCUACAUAAUAUUGAUCAAACCAGAGAAAAACACCAAGAAACAUGUCAUGACAAAAAUUUCCAGUCGUCUGUUUAGUCUCUUCCUGUUUCGUCGCCGUCAUCUCAAGUUCCGCAUUCAGGAUGUACGUCAGACAGCCAAAGGGCCGGAUGCGGCCCGGGGGCCGUACAAUGCCCAGGUCUGCUCUAUAGUGAACAUGACCCUGAGGCUGGAUGACAGGGAACUGAAAUUUGCCAGGAUAGUGAUGUUUACAGUGGAGGAGAUCAACAGAGAUUCUAAGCUCCUUCCUGGAUUGAGUCUUGGCUACAGGCUGUACAGUGGCUGUGGGGAUGAGAACCUGAUUCGAGCAGUAUUGGAAGCUGUGAACGGAGAUGACUCAAAGGGCUGCGCUGAUCAGAUACAAGCUCUCCUGGGCCAUUCCUCCUCCGGAGUGAGCAAAGAUAUAAACAUAAUACUCAGCCCGCUAUCCAUUCCACAGGUGAGCUAUUUCUCCACUUGUGCUUGCUUGAGUGACAAAAGGAAGUUCCCCACAUUCUUCAGAACUGUGCCCAGUGACCGCUUCCAAGUCAUUGGUCUGGUGCAGCUCAUGAAAUACUUUGACUGGCGCUGGGUGGGGAUUAUUUAUACUACAGGCUUGUACUCAGAAGAAGGUACAACGGCAUUUGCAAAGGAAGCAGAAAAAGAGGGCAUAUGUGUUGAAUACCGGUUACCUUACUCAGAUACAAAUGUAAAAUUUCUUGCUAUUGUGGAGGCUCUGAGGAAAUCCUCGUCCAAGGUGGUCCUCUUGUUUAUGCCCUUACCCCCCACAAAAACGUUUUUUUCUGAAAUAGAGAAGUAUAACAUUACUGGAAAGCAAUGGGUUGGCAGUGAGGCUUGGAUCACUCAAAAAGACCUGGCUUCUGAUGGGAGAAAGAACCUUUUGCAGGGGACGAUGGGCUUCGCCCUCCCUCAGGCCCCCAUCCCAGGUCUUGGUGAAUUCUUACUCAGCUUUAAGCCCUCUGACGAACCACAAAGUGCUAUAGUUAAAGAUUUUUGGGAGUCGUUCUUUGACUGCAGCUUCUCUCCGUCAAAUACUUCUGCUACGUGUACUGGCACAGAAGAUCUCAGCACAGUCUCCACUGAUUACACAGAGGUGACACAUUUUAGGGCAGAGAAUAAUUUGUACAAAGCUGUCUACUCUGUGGCGUAUGCUAUUCACGCACUACUGCAAUGUCACAACGGCUCAAAUCCAACCACUGGAAAGUCCUGCGUGACUAAAGACCAAGUUCAGCCUAAAUUAGUGUUGGAGCACAUUAAGUUUGUGAACUUCACAACACAGAGUGGGGCCAAGGUUUUCUUUGAUGAAAAUGGAGACUCAGUUGCCCAGUAUGACUUAAUUAACUGGCAAAUAAAAGAUGACGGCUCUGUUGAGAUCGUACACAUCGGUCAAUUUGACACGUCUCUUCCAGAGGGAGAGAAAUUCCAACUAAAAGACAACACCAGGAUAGUUUGGGGAGGAAACAGUAUGCAGGUGCCGAGGUCUGUUUGCAGAGAGCCAUGUCCCCCAGGGACUCGAAAGGCGAUAACCAAGAAUAAACCUGUUUGCUGCUUUGACUGCUUUGAAUGCCCCGAGGGAUCAAUUAGUAAUGAGACAAAUUCUCCCGACUGUUUGAUCUGUCCACCUGAACUUUGGCCGAAUGAUAAGAAAGACCAUUGUCUCCCGAAGCCGACUGAGUACCUCUCCUACAAAGAGCUCAUGGGGGCACUUUUAACUGGAUUUGGUUGUGUGGGCAUAUUUGUAUCUCUACUGAUAUCAAUCAUUUUUAUGACUCAUAAAGAGACUCCCAUUGUUAAAGCCAACAACUCCGAGCUGAGCUUCCUGCUGCUAUUCUCCCUGACUCUGUGCUUCCUGUGCUCCCUCACCUUCAUCGGCCGGCCCUCUGAGUGGUCCUGCAUGCUGCGACACACUGCGUUCGGCAUCACCUUCGUCCUCUGCAUCUCUUGUGUCCUGGGGAAAACUAUAGUGGUGUUAAUGGCCUUCAGGGCGACACUUCCAGGCACAGAUAUGAUGAAAUGGUUCGGUCCUGCACAGCAGAGGCUCAGUGUUGUCAGUUUAACCCUGGUUCAGAUUGUAAUUUGUUUACUUUGGCUCACAACCAACCCUCCAUUUCCAAGGAUGAACAUGAAAUACUAUAAAGAUAGGAUCAUCUUAGAGUGUGCUCUGGGGUCAGCUGUCGGGUUCUGGGCUGUGCUGGGUUACAUCGGACUUCUUGCUCUCUUGUGUUUCAUUCUUGCUUUUUUUGCCAGGAAGCUGCCAGACAGCUUUAAUGAGGCCAAACUGAUCACCUUCAGCAUGUUGAUAUUUUGUGCAGUCUGGAUCACAUUCAUCCCGGCAUAUGUCAGCUCUCCUGGGAAGUUCACUGUGGCUGUGGAGAUAUUUGCUAUUCUGGCCUCCAGCUUUGGCUUGCUGAUAUGCAUUUUUGUUCCAAAAUGCUAUAUUAUCAUAUUCAGGCCAGAACAUAACUCAAAGAGACAUUUGAUGGGAAAAAUACCACUAAAGACACUUUGA